AUGUCCGAAACGAGGCGGACGUCGUCCAAUGAAAUAAUAAAUUUGAAUGUUGGAGGGCAGCGAUUUUCAACUAGUCGGAGUACGCUCAGCUGGGUGCCGGAUACAUUCUUCUCCAGCCUGCUGAGCGGCCGGAUCAAUUCCACGGAGGAUGCAACCGGGGCGGUAAGAAUUUUUAUCUGAUGCCAAGUGUAAUAUCCCUGGCUGCGUCAAAAUUGACAGACGUGGCUGAAAAUGCGUAAAGAACUCUUUUAUUGAACCUCGGUGGUUUUUUUAUUGAAAAAAUUGCAGUGUUCUUAAGAUAUAAGAAAACGUAUUUUAGGUAUGAAGAGUAAUAUAAAGGCUUUAAUCUCUAUUUUUCAGUUCUUCAUCGAUCGAGAUCCUGAUUUAUUUCGACGAGUACUGCAUUAUCUCCGCACGCAACAAAUUGAUUUGAGGUAAAGUUCUGUCUUAUCUUAUUAUUUUUCACCUUUAGUCGAAAGUAGCAUAAAAGACGAUUCAUUUUUAGCAAUGUGAGCCUGUCGAUGUUGAUCCAUGAAGCCGAGUUCUACGGGAUCACACCGCUUCUGAAAAGGUUGAAGCUCUGCCAGGAGAUGAACGAGACGCCCUGUGGCGACGUACUUUUUAUGGGAGUUUUGGAUCCGCCAGACGAAAUACCUUCAGUGUCUUCCGUGGCUUUAAACAGGUCAAUAAAUGCGAGUAAUCAUAUGCAAUCACCGCUCAUCAGGGAGAGGAGACUCUCUUCUGUAACACCAAGGGUAAUAUUUUUAUUUUGAGCUCGAUGAAGUCAAAGGGCAAAGUUUUGGACUAAACAUGGUCUAAUCAAUAAAUUAUUAUCUCGUUUUAGGGAUAUUCUCAUCAAGAUGCCCAUCGUCAGUCCUCGGCCUCGUUUUCUACCGGUUACCCUUCUCAAAAUAUGUACAGUAGCUCGUCCGUGAAAUUCAAAAUUAACGAUUCUGGAGAAUCGGUAAGCAGCUUCGCGAGAAACCUCAAUUUUGACGGUCUUAUGUUUUUUGGUGAGGGUGGUUCCAUUUUUUUGAAGUUGAAUUUAUGUUGUCGUGGUAUUUUAGUCUUCACGAUUAUCAACCGUAUCAUCCGAAUCAACAGUCGAUCCGACCACCAGGCAGAUCAGAACCGACCUCCGAAGACUUGUCCUUCGAGAGAAUGAAAUGGACGAAGAAAAUGUAAAUAGAAACCUAAUGCGAGUUCGGCUGAUCCGAGCCUAUCAGAACGCCGUAGCCGUUGCCUACACCAAUUUUGGAUGUGUUUAUAAGUAUGUUCCUGGUUUGAUUAUCUCAUACUUGAAAUUUAGGAUGAAAGAUAGUUAUGGAUGGAAGAUGUGCUUCGUUUCCGGAAUAAUGGACGCACCAAUAAAGCAUAUGGCAUUCCUCUCAAAAUUCCCAACACAGUUGUCGGAAAAAAUGCUGGCUCUGGGGUUAACAUCCAAUGUUAUCCAUCUGUAUCUGAUAGAAGAAGGUGGAGAUGCUCAAGUCCAUCGAACAGUUGGAGUGUUCUCGUUGAAUGCAGACAUUGAUAAACUCUUCUUCAUUGGAUCCCAGCUGGUUGCUUUGUCCUGGACUGGCAAAGUGGGCGUUUGGAAUUCGAUGACCCACAAUUGGCAAGUACAAGGUAAUUUUUGAUAAUAAUUUGAAAAAUUGGAAAAUGUUAUCUAUGAGUUGGAUAUUUUAUAGUGUGAAAUGGUAUGCUAGAUUAGAUUUACGUGGAUAUUCCGACUUUGACUGCUGUUUUUUGGAGAAAUUGGAAGUUGAAAGGUUGUUGUAUGAGAUGUCUAAAUAAGGUCGUAAAAAGUGGAGGUGUAGAUGUAGCUUUUGAUUUUGAAGUUCUUAGAUAUCGCAUAUGAAUUUACCAUAAACGUUUUAUACGAUAAAAUAUGUUCAGAUAUCUGCAUGAAUAUAUAAUUUCAUUUGUAAAAUAAUUCUUUCAGAUGUGAUGCAAAUAUCCAGUUAUGACACAGCCGGCUUUAUCCUCCUCCUUGGAUGCACGAACGGCUGCAUCUACUACAUUGACAUGCAAAAAUUCCCCCUCCGAAUGAAAGACAAUGAUCUCCUUAUCACCGAACUCUACAGAGACCCGAAUGCAGACACAAUCACGGCAAUAUCGGUCUACCUAACCCCCAAAACAAAUAUAUGUGGCAAUUGGAUUGAAAUCGCGUAUGGAACAGCGACCGGAAAUGUUCGAGUUAUUGUCCAGCAUCCAGAAACUGUUGGUCAUGGGCCGCAAUUGUUCCAAACCCACUCAGUUCAUACGUCUCCGAUCACCAGAGUGGCUUUGACGACUAAUUAUUUGAUUAGCGGUAAGUUGUGAGUGGGGUUCUUGGGCAUUUUGGAGGUGUUUUAUGUCUGAGAGGGCAAGUGUAAUAUACGGUUUUGGUUGAAAAUUAACCCAGGAGAGUUUCAUGUGGUUCAGAAAAAUGGCUGAGAUUUUUAAUGAGAUAAGAUGACACCGAUUGAAUAAAAAAUAUUAUUUUGUUGCCUAAAUUUUACAUUUUAGUGUGCCAUGAAAACAACCAUGUCCGUUCGUGGUCAGUGGCCCGGUUCCGUGGCAUGAUCAGCACCCAGCCAGGAGGCCAAUCGCUGGCUUCAUUCAAGAUCAUGACCCUCGAUUCCUCGCCUGAUGAUAGCCCAUUGCCUGAGGGCUGUAAUCCCGGUCCUUACGGAGAGCAAGAUGGAGAACAGAUCUUUGUCCAGCGAGUGGUUCCCGACGCUAAUACCCUGUUUAUUUUGUUGGCAUCGACUGGAGAACGCCUCUGUACGAUAAAAACAGUAGAUGCCCAGCCAAUAACCGCUUUUUAUGUUCAUGAAUGUGAAGGUUCGAAUAGAAUGGGCGCACGACCAAGAAGGUAUUUGUUCGCAGGAACCAGCAGUGGAAGUGUUCAGGUGAGAACCGCAUUUUGGAGAGGAGGUUGAGAAGAUUUUACUUUUUUCAUUUUGUGACAUAUAAAAUUGCCUUUAGAUGUUCGAUUUAACCACUGCACUGGACCAACAUCAAGCCAGAACCACCUUGCUUUCCCAGCAACUGAGCCAGCUCAGCACACAAACGGUUCAAGUCGGAUCGGAAGCGAAAAAUAACCCUUCCGGGUCUUCUGGAGUCGUCACUGGAGCUCAGAAUUCGUUCAUUAACCUGUCGCCUAGUCUUAUAAAUCAGUGGAAUGUUGUCAAAGGCUUCCAGACAUUACAGGUGAGAUAAUCUAGGAGUUUUGAGGAUGUUUUUGAAAUUUACAAAAAUUUUUGAUCAUUUCUAAUGUUUUAGGGUCCAACCCCGGAAGAAUUGCUGAAACUAAUCGAGGAUUGCGAUCUCGCCGUCGCCAGCCUCAACGCCUUGCCAGAACAUGGCUCCUCUAGUCAAGAUUGA
Messenger RNA from Bursaphelenchus xylophilus (pine wood nematode), 3369 nucleotides. NCBI's taxonomy places the organism in Eukaryota, Metazoa, Nematoda, Chromadorea, Rhabditida, Aphelenchoididae. The record is from the annotation of a GenBank genome assembly.